AUGUUUCGAAAGGAGUUUUCUACGAUCAUAUCCCACAAUGAAGUUAAGGAUCUUCGAAUAGUGGCCAUUUCAUCGUCAACCACUUCAAUAUUGGCCUGGUUUUUCUUUCUUUACCUAUAUGGAAUGAUACAUCCAAGUCGACGUAAUUUCAGGCACAACUUGAUUUUUGUUCUUAUAUUUUUUGAUUUCAUCAAGGCCAUAGUGAUUUUGUUAUAUUCUACAAUCACAUACCAUAAUGGACUGGAUAAUAACAAUGUUCUAUCCGAUGUACUAGGAUGGUUUAUAGUUUUUUCAAUUGAAGGUGCUGACGUAAUCAUACUUUCGUUUGCACUGCAUAUGGCAUUUCUAGUUUUCGAUACCCAGCUUAAGAAGGCCUGUCAACGACUCAAGGAUCUGACUGGAAUUGAAAAAUGCCCCACGGAGAGACUCUCGGAAUGGCUCAAUAAGAACCCUGAUAAUUUAGAAGGUGGUCUCUAUAAGUUUCGAUUUGUCGUAUAUUUUGUCUGUUUGUUUUUCCCCAUAAUGAUGGCGUCCUUAAGCUUCACCCUUCACGAUCCAUAUAUGGGAUACAUCUACAUGCCCUUUUUCCGGGUCUACACAGUGGCAUGGCAUUUCUCAUGGGUGGUUCGUCAUAUAAUUCUAGUGUCGAUUUUGGCCAUAUACGUCACCAUCUACGUGUACGUCAUGUGUCAAUUCCGGAAAGUUUCCCAAUCGUUCAUUCGUGAGGGUAAAGAACAUGAGGACGAGAAUAUGUUACGUUAUACAUUUGGCGAGACUGUGUGGUUCAAGCUGUUGAAGGUAUGUAUCAGGAUUAGCUCUAAGUUUGCAAGAAGGCACGACAAGCGGACCGAAAAUGACAACGACCCACAUACGGGAAAUGUGAAUGGUGCAGUAUCUAGCAGUGAUGAGACUCUAGGACUUCCUAAUAGUGGUGCAGUGCAAAACAAUGACGUAUCGGGACAAAUCCAGUCUAUAUUAUACCAAGAAGCAACAGAUCGGUUUAAUGCAAGGAAACUACAAAUCAUGAAACAAAUGAAGUCAAUUUUUAUAUAUCCAAUCUCGUUUUUCUUGCUUUGGCUUCUGCCACUUAUCAAUCACUACCAAGUUAUUCGUACAGGCCAUGAAACACUGUGGUCAACGGCGCCAUCUGCCUUCUUCCAGCCAUUCAAUUGUUUUGUUGAUGCUUUGGUUUUCAUGUACAGGGAAAAACCGUGGUUACUUACUGUUUCAGAGUCGUUUCUUGAUACAACCGAUGUAGGGUGGAGACGGCAUGUAAGUUUUCUUCCUGGCUAUGGGAGCUACGGAGAGACUGUGUACGUGGAAGAGCUUGGCUUAAAUGAGGCCGUAUAUAAUGAGGGAAGUCCGAUGUGUGGACAUCAGGGCUCCUCUGACGAAGCUACACCUAGGUCCAAAGAUGACAAGGACGAAGAUAGUCUAGACUUAAAAGACUUUCUCAAUGCAAGCAAACCCAUGAGAGUUUCAAACUCGAAACGCCAUUAUUCAAAACAGAGAAGCUCAUCAAGUUCCCAAACUCACCGGAUGUCCACAAUGUCAUUAUCUUCAUCAUCUAAUAAAUCACCAGUGGAACUGAUACCUGCACCUACUCGAGUCAGGGAGAGCAUAAAUUGGAAUUUGGACAUGUUUGAGGAUAAAACUAUAGACAUGCGUGACUUUCUAAAUGGUAAAUAG
Molecule: messenger RNA, 1689 nt
Organism: Pichia kudriavzevii
Lineage: Eukaryota; Fungi; Ascomycota; Pichiomycetes; Pichiales; Pichiaceae
Exons: 1
Coding region: 1-1689 (562 amino acids)
Biological process (GO): adenylate cyclase-activating G protein-coupled receptor signaling pathway
Cellular component (GO): plasma membrane
Molecular function (GO): G protein-coupled receptor activity
Source: RefSeq, a predicted model, not a curated record